AUGGCCUCCUCUGUCGAUGGCGUUCUGGCCAGUAUCGACCAAGUCCAGUCGUUGAGUCCCGACGACUUUACUCGCGUCAUCGAGCACUGGAAAAGACAUGCUGCUAAACUAUGGGCCGGACCAAUGCAGCAGCAGCAGCUCCCUAUGCACGGUCCAGUUCCACCGCCUCAGUCGAGUGGUAUCGGUGUUGGUGUGAGUGUUAUUCAAACAUGCCAAAACGCACCCCCUACACCAGCUACGGAAAACAAUGAUCCUCCGAUCAUGCCGCCGUUCCCCAUACCGGCUCCACUUGCGGUCCCUGGUCCACCUAUAAUCCAUCCAAAACCGAAACGCAAGCCGAAGACUGCUGUUUCAACACCACUUCGUAAUGGCAACAACAACCCCAAUAACGGCAACAAUGGAAUUAUCAACCUUAACCCUAAUCAACACAUGAAUGAACAGCCUCCAACACCAUCUACAACUCCUUCGACUUGGAGUACUACAGCUCGGAAACGUUUAGACGCUAAAAUGCUUUCACUGAAGGAUCACACGGUCCCGCAGCCCAAUGAUGCUACGCUUCAGAUUGCCAUUGAGAAGUUGCGUUAUUUUAUUAUUCGCGCACUGCAUCCGAACCUGCGCGAUAUGAAUAAAGGCGGCGACAACUCCUUAGGCCUGGUACUUCGCCGGCAGAUGAACAUUGAUGGAUAUAUGAAUUGGCUUAGUAUCUCAUCGACGGAGGGAGAUGAGGCGACAAGGAGGCUUGCACAAGUAUGGUUCUUUUAUAAAAUGGCCGAAAUACUUAACUCGUUUUGCGAUGAUGAGAAGCGGCGGGGUGAGGGUGCGAAUGACCAAGGGAGAUUACAGAGAGGGUAUGAUAAGCUGGUGGGUAAAUUGACUUCCUUCUAUGACACUAUGGGCGGGAUGUGA
Messenger RNA from Morchella importuna, 906 nucleotides. RefSeq lists its product as uncharacterized. The transcript has 2 exons. NCBI's taxonomy places the organism in Eukaryota, Fungi, Ascomycota, Pezizomycetes, Pezizales, Morchellaceae. The record is from RefSeq and is a predicted model, not a curated record. The coding region runs from base 1 to 906 and encodes 301 amino acids.